CCGCGCGGCCGCGAGCGCGGUGACGGUGCCUCCCACCUUUCGGUUGGCCAGCUGCACUCCCGUCUCCUACUACCGGAGUGGGGGAGGACCGAGCGGAGACUGAAGAAUCGAUUGGCGCCUUCACCCAGCUUCCCCUAAACCCCUUCCUGAAGGCUAGGUUGGAAACGCUCCUGGAUCCCAACUUGUUGAGGGCCAAGACACAAAAUGUCAUCCCAGUUUUUGUCACUAUCACCAGUGACUCCUGCAGAGAAAGAAAAAGAUGAGAUGAUCAAAAAGGACAGGCCAUAUAAAAUCUUUUUUAAAGAUCUCUUUCUCUUCAAAGAAAAUGAAAUGGCAGCAAAGAAAAGGGAAAAGUUCAUGAACCGCAGCAUGAAAGUCUACCAAAAGUCUACUUUUUCAUCACGAAUGAAGAAUCGUUCACACCUGGGCCAAAUAGCAAUCUUCGCCGACACAGGUGAUGCCUCAGUUGAGCGACUGGGGCUAGAUCCCACUCUUAUUCUCAGAUUAACAGAAGGUGCAGACACAAAAAGGACCACCCAUGAAUUUAUUAAUGACCAGAGAGACAGGUUUAUGCUCGAGUAUACUCUGUCAACCAAAAGAAACACCAUUCUAAGGUUUGAAAAACACACAGCGAUGAAGGAAAGGCAACUCAUGAAAGCAGAAAAAAAACUUGAAGAAGACGCGGCGGCCUUUGAAGAGUUCCUUCGAGAAAACGACCAGAGAUCUGUAGAUGCUCUCAAAAUUGCGGCGCAGGAAACUAUAAACAAGCUGCAAAUGACGGCGGAACUCAAGAAGGCGAGUUUGGAGAUCCAGUCGGUGAAAAGUGAAAUAGCAAAAACAGAAUUCCUCCUUAGAGAGUACAUGAAGUAUGGGUUUUUUCUGCUGAAACUGUCUCCAAAACAAUGGCAAAUCCAGCAAGCAAUGAAAAGGGUGUCACGGAGUAAAGAAAAUGUGAAUGUCAUGCUUCCAAGUAUGACAAAAUUAAGUGCAAGGAGAAGAGAGGGUACCACUGACGAGUCCAGGAGGACAUCAUUCUCGGAAGAGUCUUCUCUGGGAAGAGGUAGCCAAGCAAAAUCACGCAGGAGGAUCACUCCCAACCUAGAGGAAAAGAAAUCAUCCUUAUCAAACCAAACUGAGAGUAUCAGUUCAGAAGACAGUUUGGAAUUCUUUUUAGAUGAUGAUAUGGACUACGAUCUGGAGCCAGAACUUUAUUUCAAAGAGCCUGAAGAGUUACUUCAAGUCCUCACAGAGCUGGAAGAGCAGAAUCUUACUUUGGUACAAUAUUCCCAAGAUGUAGAUGAAAAUCUUGAAGAUGUAAAUAAAAGAGAAAAAGUUAUACAGGAUAAAAUAAAUACCAACAUAGAGUUUCUUUUGGAACACAAGGAAUUGCUCAAGGCCAACUGUGUAAGAGAAGAAGAAAAAGCAGCAGAGCUGGAAUUAAGGUCCAGGCUAUUUAGUUUUGGAGAAUAUAACUCAGAUGCUCAGAAGCAGGAAUGGGGGCAGGAUUCUACCAGGAGAACGAUUUACUUUGCCCAGAAGUUUAUUGAGAUCCUUUUAUCUGCGAAUGCCGGGUAUACAGUGGAGACACAGAAAGAGAGAUUUCUUACGAUCCCAAAACAUGUUACCUACAAGCUCGAACAUCUCUACCAACAGUUAAUACGGCGCAGUGGCCAGGAAAAACUGAUAGACUCUCUUAGUAAAAAAAUUAACCAAGUAUACAGAGUCUGCAUUGGAGAUGCUGAGGUUGGAAGCCUCAACCCAGUUCAAAAGCUGGUAAAAGUAGAGUCUCGCCUGGUAGAAUUGAGUGAUCUCAUUGACUCCAUUCCUAAAGAAAAUGUGGAGGCCAUUGAGAGGAUGAAACAGAAAGAACGAAGGCAAAGGUUGCGUGAAGAGAAAAUGAGAGAGAAACAAAAACACCAGGAGGAAAGGCUAAAAGCUGCCCUGGAAAGAGCAGUAGCACAACCAAAGAAAAAGAAGCAGGGAAGACAACUUAUCUACCGUUCAAAACCUCCAUCUGGUAACAAACAUGAACUACUUUUAGUCAAGGAUACAAGAACGAAAUCCCUGGAGGAAGAGUAUUUUUUCACUUGAACAGAAGCAGUUAAGACAUUUAUUACCAGAAUGCCUUAGGCAUAUUCUGUAGAUUUUGCUUUUCAGUCAUGGCAAUAUUCUGCCACACAUACAGGCCUAACCAAUUUCAGAAAUCAGGCCCUUAUUCUAAAAGACCCUAAUGAUUGGAAAUGAGUUACAUUAUUUUGUUCAAGACUUUUAUUAUCCAUAUCCUAACCAUUAUUUUAUAUAGCUAAACAUUUAUACCUUCUGUUGUCCCAGUUGGGGAUACACAUCACAGCUACUUCGUUAAUGUGACUAUAUGGCAGGUGACCAUUUAAGAGCAAUAAUGGCAUUCUGACAACAUGAGACUUCAAAUAAUUUUUUUUCAACUGAUCCACAGCAAAAUUCAUAAUAUACAUUUUAUCACCAUCAAGUAUACAUUUUAACAAUGUACAACUCUAAAAAUACUGAUUUUGAGGAGUUUAAAACUUAAAUGAAAACCACUACAUUAUGUGGUCUGAACAUAACCAACCUUGAGAUUGCUUUCUAAUUCACAUUAAGGUGUUCUGUUCAGAAAACUUAAUUCUUCACUUAAGAAAGUGAACAAACCACAGGCCUUUAGCUUGCAUUUGAUGUCACAAUUUCUGUUGUAUUCUAUACUCAAAACUAUUUUAAUUUUCAGGUGGUGUUUCAAUUUUAGCUGUAAUGUAUACAUCAUUUAGCUUACAAUGAUAUAGUGUUAAGUAUAAUUUAUUGACUACUGAGUAAAAUAACACAAUCUAUAUGAAUUCUAAGAAAAUAUUUAUAUAUGUCAAAAGUGGCUCAAAAAUAACUUUAAAAGAAACAGUUACUUUUAAAAGGUCUCAGUUAAUAUACAAAUCCAAGGGCUGACAUCCACUUUCACAAACAUUUAUAAAGAAUAUAAAUAAAUUUCUCUCAUAGAAAAAAAAAUACAGCAUUGGGUUUACAUGAAAACAAACUUGAAUAAAGUCUGGUGGCUUUUAAAGCAUUAGUUCUGUGAAUAAUCUUUGAACUGUUUCAUCUGAAUAUGCAAGUAAGUAUCUGAACAUGAAUAGCCGCUCACAGUCAAAUUGAAAACCAAACAGAUUUUUAUUGUCUACAAAUAUAUAUAAAAAAAUUCCCCCCCCAAAGAUGCUAUUCUCUCAUUUCCCCAUCUUCUUCUUCUUCUUCAACACCCCUGAUAUAAAGGACAUUAUUACACCUGUAAACAGAAAGACACCAUUUUGUUGUUUCAACAAGAAACCAUGUAAGAUCUGAAUUAUUACUAGAUUUUUUUCAUUAUAAAAAUAUUAACGCUAAGAUUACAACACAUCAUUUCUCUUUUAAAAAAAUGAUCUUUGGUUGUUAUAGAGCACACAGUACUAUUUUUAUGCAAUGUUGUUGUUAAAAUGACUAGAAUUUAGAGGUGUAAAGCUAGUUCUAGAAAGUAAAAUACAAAUACCUAACAGCUGACAGACCCACCCAAAAUUCAAAAUCAAGUUCUUGCAACUAAAACCACUGAAAAAGGCACAGUUAAGAGCUACAAAGUUUAACAUCCACACUACAAAAACCUUAAGAAUGAACAGCUCCAAAGUAUUUAAAUCUGCUUUGCCAAGUUUAACAAUUUCAUGACUCUUGAAGUCUAGUUGUAGCAUUUUAUUCUAAAUUAAUAGUAGUUAGAAAAAAAAUAAGUCUGAGAUUGAGGCACUAAUAGUUUAUUUAAACAUGUAUUUCUAAUGCUCAUCACCAACUCCUUAUAUAUACUACUGACAUUGUUACCUUAUUAAAACUUCACCCAGAUGUCCAGACAAUGCUCCAUCUAUGUAUUCUUCUGUGUUUGCAAGCUUUAAAUAAGAAGAAAAUGUAUUAUCAUACCGGAGGAAAACAGUAUUAUAUACCUAACACUGGUGAGAGAACUUAUUAACUGAGACCUUUCUGUACCAAUGACGUAUAUUUAUCUACAACAAUUAGGUUAGCUUUCCAAUACUACUGUAGUCCUUUUUGGUUUCAUGUAGAACAUUAAGUAAAGUUAACAUUGAUGGAUGUAGAACUAAUAUAUAAUAAAGCUUGUUUCAACACAA
Odocoileus virginianus texanus is the source of this 4133-nucleotide messenger RNA. The record is from RefSeq and is a predicted model, not a curated record. NCBI's taxonomy places the organism in Eukaryota, Metazoa, Chordata, Mammalia, Artiodactyla, Cervidae.